AUGAAAUGAAAAAAUAUAUUAAUUUGUUAAAAUCUUUCUCCAUCUUUUCAACUUUUGAUAGUUACAUUUCAAAUAAUCCAACACAAUUCAACCCAAUAGCUUCAUUACUUGUAUAGUAGUGUCAAAUGCUCAACGGACAUGAUAACACCAUCCAUUUGAUCCAACGGUACCACGCCAAAUACGAAGAACACGCCCAAAUACCAAAAAAACCCCACCCCACUCUCCACACUGAAAUCAAAGUAAAUCAAACUUCAAUCCACUUGUUCUCAAACCCUAUAACUUUUUCCACAUCAAAUCUUCUUCAAACAUGUUCAAUUUCUGCUUCAAUUUCAUCCUUCUUCUAAUCGUCACAAGCACAAACAACAAUGAUUGAUGAUUUCGAGUUUCACAGAGAUGAAAUGGUUAAUCAUUAUGCUAAUUGCUUGCUGAUCAAGUAUUCUUUUCAGUUCUCGCAUCGCUAAAACCCUAAUCGAACUAUCUAACUGUCCGUACAGAUAUGCGAAGGAAUUGAUAUGAAUAGGCAAGCUCUAGGCAACACCAUGACGGUAAGAGCAAAACCAGGUCCCGCAGUUUUCAAGCCUAACGAAGAGGGAGGGGAGUCUAGAAUCGAGCCGUACGUAGGGUUAGAAUUCGAUUCGGCAGAAGCCGCCCAAGAAUUCUAUACUCUUUACGGAACUCAAGCUGGAUUCAAAAUUAGAAUCGGUCAACUCUACAGAUCGAGAGUUGACGGGUCAGUUAUCUCAAGAAGAUAUGUAUGUUCGAAAGAGGGGUUUCAAACCCCUUUAAGAACCGGUUGUCCUGCUUUCAUAAGAGUACAAAAGGGCGAAUCUGGAAAAUGGGUUUUAGCCAACGUAAAAACCGAGCACAAUCAUGAUCUCGACAUCUCAGGUGAAAUCCGUCCCCCGAUUAUUCAACGAAAAACCCCUCCCACCCCAAGACCAACAUCGAAUGUGUCAUCUAGAACUGGAAUCAGAUCACUUGAAGAUGAUGGUCCUUCGGGUGCUAUUGAUCUUAAACGGAUUAAACGAGUAGAACUUGAACCCGCACCGAGAGGUGAACCGUGCAAAGGUCUUGAUUUUACUUCUGCUAACGAAGCGUACAAGUUUUACCACACAUAUGCAGCUAACAUGGGGUUUAAAGUCCGGAUUGGUCAGUUAUUCCGUUCGAAAAAUGACGGGUCGAUAACGUCUAGAAGAUUUGUGUGCUCAAAAGAAGGCCAUCAACACCCUUCGAGAGUCGGAUGUGGAGCGUACAUGAGAAUACAAAGACAAGAAACCGGUCGAUGGGUUGUUGAUCGUUUAUCGAAAGAACACAACCAUGAACUAGGCUCUCCCGAAGACACAAAUCAGAAAAAUGGAAAAUCGUUUAAGGAGGAGUUAAGUAACGGAUUGGAAAAUUUGGAUUUACUUGAAACGAACGGUGGUCUUAGUUUAGUCAAAAGAGAUAGAGGAAGUGGGAUCGGAAACGGGUGGUAUAACGUGCUUCUUGAAUAUUUCCAAACCCGUCAAGCCGAAGAUACAGGUUUUUUCUACGCCCUUGAAGUCGAUAACGGGAGAUGUAUGAGUGUUUUCUGGGCUGAUGGACGGUCGAGAUUCUCUUGCACUCAAUUUGGUGACGCGAUUGUCUUCGACACAUCAUACAGAAGAUCGAGUUAUACAGUUCCGUUUGCUUCUUUUGUCGGCGUGAAUCACCAUCGACAACCUGUGCUUCUGGGAUGUGCGUUAAUCUCAGAUGAAUCAGAAGAAUCAUUUACAUGGGUUCUCCAAGCAUGGGUUCGGGCCAUGUCGGGAAAACGACCUGUAUCCAUAAUCGCGGAUCAAGACAAACCCGUUCAAAAUUCGAUCGCACAAGUUUUCCCGGGAACUCAUCAUCGGUUUUCACCAUGGCAGAUUCUUGCUAAAGAACACGAAAACCUAGGGGCGUUACGGUCCAUGGAAGAAUUCAAAUUCGAAUACGAAACGUGCAUUUCGCAAAGCCAAACAGCUAGCGAAUUUGAUUCUGCUUGGGGUGUCCUUAUCACAAAAUAUAACUUAAAAGAGAACACCUGGUUAAAAGAAAUGUACAAAAUGAGAAAAAGUUGGGUCCCACUGUAUAUACGGGGCACGUUUUUCGCUGGCAUCCCGGUUGAUGGAACUAUGAAAUCUUAUUUUGGAACAUUUUUAACUCCUCAAGUCCAACUCAACGAAUUCCUCAUGCGUUACGAGAAAGCUGUUGAGCAUAACCGUGAAGAAGAAAGAAAAGAAGAUUUUAACUCGUUCAAUUUACAAACCGUUCUUCAUACAAAAGAUCCGUUAGAGGAACAAUGCAGACGGCUUUACACCAUAAUUGUAUUCAAAGUAUUCCAAAAAGAGCUUCUAGAAAGUUACAGCUAUGUCGGAAUCAAGAUCAACAUCGAGGGUGCAAUCAGCAGAUACUUAGUUCAAAGAUGUGGGAACGGCGAUGAGCGAAACACCGUUGCUUUUAACGCUUCAAAUCUUAAUAUCAGUUGCAGUUGCAGGAUGUUUGAGUUCGAGGGUAUUCUCUGUCGGCAUGCGUUAAAAGUUUUCCAAAUAAUGAAUAUAAGAGAAAUCCCGUCUCGUUACAUCUUGCACAGGUGGACGAAAAACGCUAAAUACGGAAUCCUUCGGGAUGUUGAUUCUGGAGGCGGGUCCCAGGAUUUCAAGGCCUUGAUGGUGUGGAGUUUAAGAGAAGAAGCUCAUAGCUAUAUUGAUGCAGGUGCAGCUUCUAUUGAAAGGUAUAAGCUGGCGUUUGAAAUAUUGCAAGAAGGUCGGCGUAAUCUUUGUUGGCAAAAUUGAUGAGCGUAUCGCGAACAAAGGUCCGCAAUUUCUCAUCUUUUGUUACAUUGAAAUUGUCAGUCCAGUGUAGGGUUAACGAUUUAAAUAUUUUGUAACUUGCAUCUUACUGUUUCUACAUUUAAGGUAGCAACUGUUUGUGGUGAGCUCCAUCUAGCCUUUCUACCUGCAUUGUUGUGUGCAAAGUGUGUUUUUGUAGUCUUUAAGAUAAAUAAUAUAAUACAAAGUCGUGCUAUUUUGUA
This is a messenger RNA of Helianthus annuus (common sunflower), 3034 nucleotides long. RefSeq names its product protein FAR1-RELATED SEQUENCE 7. Gene Ontology annotation, biological process: regulation of DNA-templated transcription. The coding region runs from base 513 to 2795 and encodes 760 amino acids. Gene Ontology annotation, molecular function: zinc ion binding. NCBI's taxonomy places the organism in Eukaryota, Viridiplantae, Streptophyta, Magnoliopsida, Asterales, Asteraceae. The record is from RefSeq and is a predicted model, not a curated record. The transcript is spliced from 2 exons.